AUGGCUUGGUUUAUCAGUCCUUACCUUUUUAUUACCUUUCUAGCAACAGUUUACUCUGUCUUCGCUAGAUCUAUCGUGGCCGAUGCAGAGUUAUGCACUUUCGCUUUCGACAAGGCGACAGGAAAAUCGCAAAGGAUACAAUCGCCCUUUCCUGGCGCAGAUACGAUAUUUCAGUUGCAAUAUAAUGGGAUGUACGCUUAUGAAGUCUCGACGGGUGUCUUCGAAGCUCUAUUCGCGCCAUAUACCUACACCCCAACUCAGCCGCCAAGUCGAACGAAGCAUGGCGAAAUGAAGAGGGAUCUGGAUUUCAGCCAGGCACAACCAGCUUGUGGUCAAUCAAUCAAUGAAAAGAAAUCGGUUUACGCCAAGUUUGGAAAAGUUGCACUCUAUUUGUGUAACUUUGAUAAGACGCCGGUCAGUUGGGCUGACGUGAAGGAGCAAAUGGGAAGGUUGAAUGCCGAGUGUGUUCAUGGACAGUCGGGUAUGACUGGUAUGUUGAGUUUGCAGAGAAAGUGCUUUUCGCCAUGCACAAACAUGGAUGUGGAAACCUUUACUUUUGCCUUUGCGCAGAGAGGUUUGGAGUUGGUUUAUCCUGAACCAUCUGAUACAGCGUAA
Molecule: messenger RNA, 615 nt
Organism: Glarea lozoyensis ATCC 20868
Lineage: Eukaryota; Fungi; Ascomycota; Leotiomycetes; Helotiales; Helotiaceae
Exons: 2
Coding region: 1-615 (204 amino acids)
Source: RefSeq, a predicted model, not a curated record